AUGACAGCUAGUGAUAUAGCUGGUUCGUUCUUCAAAUAUGUGUCAAUCCCAGUCGCUGUUGCGGUUGGGUUAUAUGCGAUCCUGCUAGGGUUACUCACAACGUCAACAUUCCAAUCACAUGUCGUUUAUCUACACACGAUUCAGAUGACAUGGUUCAAAGACCUCAAUGUCCCCGAAACCUUUGGGUUCAUGAGGAACCAGGUCACUCCGUUUUCCAUUAGAACGACGGACGGCGAAUGGCUGUACGCUUGGCAUAUUCUUCCUGUGGAAUUAUAUCGCAAGCACCAAAUGCCUCUUAUCAAAGAGCCAGUAGGCUUUGUAUCCGACAUCAAGUCUCGACUGGCAUUUCAAUUAUUGCGGGAGGACCCCGAGGCUCGUUUGAUUCUUCAUAUGCACGGCGCUGGGGGAACCGUCGCCUCGGGCUACCGGGUCCCAAAUUAUCGUGCGCUCUCAGCGGGCAAUCCUGGGAAAAUUCAUGUUCUCACAUUUGAUUACCGAGGAUUCGGCAAGAGUACUGGGAUGCCAUCUGAGACCGGGCUCACAAUCGAUGCCCUUGCCGUGGUGGACUGGGCAAUGAAUAUUGCAGGCGUCCCUCCAUCUCGAAUUUUGAUAUUUGGUCAAUCCAUGGGCACGGCCGUGAGCAUCGCUGUGUCCAAGCAUCUUGCUGUACAGAAUCCACCAGUAGUCUUCGCAGGCACAGUCCUAGUUGCACCGUUUGUGGACGUCGCGACAUUAGUCUCAACUUGUCGAGUCGCGGGUACCAUUCCAAUCUUGUCGCCGGUUGCAAGGUUCCCUUUCCUCUUCAAAUAUCUUCAGCGAUUUAUUCGAGACAAGUGGCUGAGCAAGGAUUCUAUUGCGCAAUAUAUCCGGGCUAACGAGCUGAACGGAGAAAAAUACCGAAUUAUGAUAAUCCACGCCGAGGAUGACUAUGACAUUCCAUGGCACCAUUCUGAACUUGUGUUUUGGCAUGCGGUCAAUGCUUCAAUGCCGGCGGGGAUCAGUUACGACGAUCUUGAACAAAAGAAGCUCGACUCAAAAGCAGAUCUGGGAGCUGCCGGGUCUAUGAUGGAAUGGAAAACAGAGAAUGGGGUCAUUCACGAAGAAAUUUUGAAAACUGGAUUGCACGAUGUGAUCAUGGGGUACCCAGUAGUCACAAUGGCCGUGAUGCGAUUUCUUGAGGCGGCAGAUCCAUCAUUCACGCCCUGA
Penicillium expansum is the source of this 1206-nucleotide messenger RNA. Its product is annotated as alpha/beta hydrolase. The transcript has a single exon. Lineage: Eukaryota; Fungi; Ascomycota; Eurotiomycetes; Eurotiales; Aspergillaceae. The record is from RefSeq and is a predicted model, not a curated record. Bases 1 to 1206 code for a protein of 401 amino acids.